CAGGAGAGGCCGGGCUGGCUCCAGAGCCCCGGCCUGCAGGGCGCGCUCCGGAGGUUCCUGUCAGCGGCCAGCUCGGCGGAUCCCAGGGCGGCCCUCGGGCGGCGGCGCUGCCUGCUGCGUCGCGGCGUGGCCCUCCGGCAGCCGCAUCGGGCGGCGGGAGUUGGUGGCGGGAUGUUCUCAGCCGGGGAGCUGCUGCGGGGCGGCGGCGACGGGGAGCGUGACGAGGACGGGGACGCGCCGGAGACCGAGCGAGAGCCCACGGCGAGCCUGCGGCGGCGCGGGCUGCAGCCGCAGCAGGAGAGUGAGCAGGAUGUUGAAGAAUCACAAAACCACACUGGUGAGCCUGUUGGAGAUGACUACAAAAAGAUGGGGACACUUUUUGGUGAAUUGAACAAAAAUCUCAUCAACAUGGGCUUCACACGGAUGUAUUUUGGAGAACGAAUCGUGGAACCAGUAAUAGUCAUUUUCUUUUGGGUUAUGCUGUGGUUCCUUGGCCUGCAAGCCCUUGGGCUAGUUGCUGUUCUUUGUCUUGUCAUUAUUUAUGUACAGCAGUAAACAUGGCUGAGUGAGUUGCUGUUUCACAUUUGUUAGCCACGUAUGUAAAUUGGAGAGGUUAUGUAUUUCACUUUUGGACCACCAAAAAAGUUUGCCUUGUUUCCAAUUGUGUACUGGCUGUUUGUAAUUAAAUAUAUAUGUGGACAUUGUUUAAAACUAAAUUCAACUCUUGAUUAUAGCAGGAUUAAAUAGAUAGUUUGAAUAUACAUUAGCUUAUUCAAAACUCAUGUUUCACUUACUGUGAUCUCUAUCUCCUUUAGAUACCUUUAUCCCCCUGCCAGAUUUUAUGUAACACCACCAAAAAGUGAGCAGGCAAACUAAUAGAAUAUAGAAUUUAAAUCAAGCAAUAUAGUUCUUGUAAAGAGUUCUAAUAAAACAUUUUUGAAGAAGGAUGAAACAAGUUAAAAAUAGGUUUUAAUUGGAAAACUGCUCCUCAUGUACCCCACCAAAUUAUCUGACAUUAUUUGGGAAAUUCUUGGAUUUCUGUUGUCCCUGCUCAACCUGAACCAAGAUAAUUAGCAUAUUCUACCUUAAUAUUGUGGUAAAAAUCAGUAAAGCUAGCUCAUUUCCUAAAAGUUGAAAAGAAUAUAUUUACUAUUGUCAGGGAAAGUUCUUGAGUUAUAUAUAACUUUUUUAUAAUGUAACACUUGGACCUGGAAUUACUUCAGUAUAUAAUUUGAAGUGUUAGACAAUUUUGGUGCUAAUUACUUUUUGUGAGUUUCUGAAGUCUCAUAAGCCUAGUUGACUGCACUCAAUGAUAAUAUGCUAUAUUUUCUUGUAUCUGACUUUUUUCCAAGGGAGACAUUUUCAGUGUAAUUUUUUUCAGAAAUUUAUAAUUUUGUAGUUUUCUAUAACAAUUCUAAGAUUUGAAACGAUGUAUUUCCUAUCUUGGCAUAGAUUUUUUUUCUGCAAAAAGUAAUUUAUUUAUACUUUACUGUUAUUUUCAGGAAAAAAAACUGCUUUUCUUUAUUAUCUGUAACAUUACAGUAUAAAAUCAAAUACUUAAAUUUGGAACUUAACAGCCAACUGUAAUAAUAUGCUUCUAAGGCUAAAGCCAAGUCAGUAAUUGGCUAGCCAUAUUAUUAAUGUGUCUGAAUUCAGCACUUUGAAGUUUUAUACUGAAAUAAACAUUUCUUAAAAUAUGCUUGGAAAAUGAAAAAUGGCUUUCAUGAUAUUUGGAGUUUGUUAGAGAGCCUAAAUCUUUAUAAUUUUGUCUCAAAGACUUUAUAAACAAAGGAGAGAUUUAAAUAAUUAAGAAAUUAAAUAUGAGAAAAAUGGGAUAGCAGGGAAUUUUUGGUUUUGGUAGGGCAAUAACUAACACAUGUAGAGUGCUUACUACUCUACUUCAUAAAGUUUUUACCCAAUCUUAUUUUUAAAAUGUGUUCCCUUUAUUCUUGGUGUCUUUUCUUUCUGAAGCAGAAAAUAAUAAAAUACUUUAAACUUAGAUGUCUAAAACCAGAUAAUCCUGAAUAGAAAUAUCAGUCAGGGGACACUAAAAGGUGUUAUGCAUUUGUAUAAAUACAGGCCUUUUUAAAUUUGACUUUCUAAAAACAAAAGAAUUUGUACUAUAUCUUUGUGUUUUUAUUGCAUUUGCAAUAUUUUUAUAGUAACUUUUAUGAACUUAGUAUAAGUGUAAACUGUUUGAAAAGGUGUAUUCAUUUGUACACACUAGAAUUGUGCAGUUUUCAAAAGUCAUGAGAAUUUGUAUAUCUGUAAAAUAUUAAUAGGUAUAUUCUUUUCUAAUGCUACCAAGAAUUUUAAUUUUCCUUUGGAAUGCAACAAAAAUAUAGUGUACAAAUAAGAGCUGUGGUUUCACCAGUGCCUAAUGUUGAAAAUAUUUUAAAAGUAAAUAUUAAUAGUAAUUGUUUAGUGUACUGUAAAUACUAUGUAUCUGCUCACUGCUGUUAAUAGGGCAUUAUUAAAUUAUAUAAUGAAAUAAGA
Molecule: messenger RNA, 2496 nt
Organism: Nycticebus coucang (slow loris)
Lineage: Eukaryota; Metazoa; Chordata; Mammalia; Primates; Lorisidae
Gene: FAM241A
Product: family with sequence similarity 241 member A
Exons: 2
Coding region: 172-555 (127 amino acids)
Cellular component (GO): intracellular membrane-bounded organelle
Source: RefSeq, a predicted model, not a curated record